Messenger RNA from Ordospora colligata OC4, 1908 nucleotides. Its product is annotated as kinesin motor domain-containing protein. NCBI's taxonomy places the organism in Eukaryota, Fungi, Microsporidia, Ordosporidae. The transcript has a single exon. Gene Ontology annotation, molecular function: microtubule motor activity; microtubule binding; ATP binding. The record is from RefSeq and is a predicted model, not a curated record. Bases 1 to 1908 code for a protein of 635 amino acids. Gene Ontology annotation, biological process: microtubule-based movement.
AUGAUAAAAGACUUACAAGAAUACCUGACUGAGAAUAAGAUAGGCCAUCUGUACCAUUUUUUUGAAAGACUUGGAAUAGACGAAUCGCAACUGUUGGCAAAACUAAAGUACUCUGAUCUUGAGAAGAUUGGGAUUGAGAAUUUAAUUGAACGACGCAAGGUUUUUGACGUGAUAAACGAAAUAAACCAGGAUAUGUAUAAUGAUGAAGUGUAUGCGCAUAAUGUAAGCAUCAGGGAUUAUUCAUGUGUUAGUGAUGUAUAUGAGAAUGAAUCAAGAUCAGGAACGGAUGGAAUUAAUACUGAGCUUUCAAUUGCUAUGAGAGGCAUUGAAAAGCAGCAUCGUAAUGCAAGUGAUGGAUGUAAAAAUAACAAUUAUUCUGUGCAUAAUACAAGUUAUGGAUGUAAGAAUGCAGAUUACACGGCAUGCACUACUGAAUCCUCGAAUUACUUAUCUGAAAACAAUCGUCACGAGGUGUUAUUUGGAGAAAGUGUAUCAAUAGAACAGAAGCUGUUUUCAUGCACAUUUAAUACAAAAGAACGUGAUAUGCUGCAUGAAGAAGGCAUGGGCAUUGAGAAGGAGUAUUCAAUGUUGGGCAUGAUUGAUCCGUGCUUUAUAUUACCUGAUGAAGUUAUGAUGAAUACAAGCACGCAGAAGGAAAAAAUAAUUGUUUGUGUGCGUAAGAAACCAUGCGAUAGCAUAAAAUCAGACAUAGUUGAAGUUGAUGGCCAAAGUAUAACAGUGAAUGAAUCAAAGACAAGAAUCGAUCUAACGCCGUAUGUUGAAAAGCAUAAAUUUGAGUUUGAUUAUUCAUUUAAUGGGAAUGUUACAAACAUUGGAUUGUAUAGAGAGUGUGUCAAGAGCAUUGUCAAUCAUGUUAUCUCAGGUGGAUUUGGCACAGUCAUAGCAUAUGGACAGACAGGUACGGGAAAGACUUACACAAUGCUUGAAAAAAACGCUGGAAUGUUGUAUCUGGCAAUGAAAGAUCUUAUUCUUAAGAAGCAGCAUGGAACAAUAACAUUUUGUGAAAUAUACAUGGGGCAAGUUUACGACCUUCUUGAUGGCAGCAAGAAAGUCCAUCUGCGAGAGGUCAACGGCGUUGUGCAUCUAGCGAAUUCAAAAGAAGAAGAUUUUGAUGGAUACGAAAGUGCAAUGAAUAUAAUAGACAAGGGCAUUGCACUUAGAAAAACUGGAAUUACAGGUGCCAACUCAAAGUCAUCGAGAUCACAUGCAGUGGUGCUGGUGAACUUUUUUGAAGAUUCAGGAGUCCAGUUUGAUCGUAGAACAAGUACAAAAGAAUAUGCAAGUAGAAAUAGCAGCAGAUCCAUUGUUUUUGUGGAUCUUGCAGGGAGUGAACGGGGAUCUGAUAGAAAGGACAUGAGUUCUGAUGUAAAGAACGAGGGUGCUGAAAUCAACAAGAGUCUGCUGGCGCUUAAAGAGUGUAUUAGAGGAAUGGAGAAGGACAAAAAACAUCUUCCAUUCAGACAAAGUAAACUGACUCAAAUUUUGAAGAAUUCAUUUGUUGGCAUGUCUAGAACGUGCCUGAUAGCUACAAUAUCACCAAGUCUCGACAAUGUAGAGCAUACUCUGAAUACAUUGAGAUACGCAGCAAGAAUAAAAGAAGGAACAUAUCAAGGAACCAGAGCAAUGGAGUCACCCAUUAAGAAAACAGCGGCUCAUUUGAAUCAUUCGAUGUCUAUAUCACCAAAACCUGAUUCCAAGCCCAAAAUGAAUGUUGGCAAUUUUCAACCACAAAUGCAAAUACCAAGUGCUAGCCAUCAAGAAAUUGUGCCUGAUAUCAUUAAGGUGUUAGAGCAGAUUGACACCAACAUCAUAGCUAUCGAGGAUCUGCGUCAAUUAGAAAAAAUACUGGAAGUGUGCAAAACAAUUGGGGAUAAGUAUAGAGCAUAA